Molecule: messenger RNA, 228 nt
Organism: Emiliania huxleyi CCMP1516
Lineage: Eukaryota; Haptophyta; Isochrysidales; Noelaerhabdaceae
Exons: 2
Coding region: 1-228 (75 amino acids)
Source: RefSeq, a predicted model, not a curated record
AUGACGCAGAGAGGGCGGCGCAGCAGCGGCCUCCACACCGGCAGCGUGCGGGCGAAGCGGACGUCCUUGAGCACCUGCUCACAUGCUCGCAGCACCGCCUUGGGAGGAGGGAGACCCUCCGGCUGCGCUGCUCGCUGGUCUGCGCGUGGUGGUCCAUGUCACCCAAGAUCGCGCGCGCAGACGCCUCGAACUUCGCACGGCCACUCGGGGCUCUCCAGCUCGCGUUGA